Molecule: messenger RNA, 2006 nt
Organism: Apis mellifera (honey bee)
Lineage: Eukaryota; Metazoa; Arthropoda; Insecta; Hymenoptera; Apidae
Gene: Rcc1
Product: regulator of chromosome condensation 1
Exons: 6
Coding region: 171-1466 (431 amino acids)
Cellular component (GO): cytoplasm
Molecular function (GO): guanyl-nucleotide exchange factor activity
Source: RefSeq, marked validated
UUGAAAAUCAGCCGACGAUAAUAACGUGACGCGUUUUCUGUGUAAGCCAGACGUUAGCGCCUCUCGUGAGUUGCGCAACAGUCGCGAGGUCAGCAUCAUUGUAACUUUUGGCGCCAAUUGACUACAAGGCGCUAUAUAUUCCAUUUACAAAACAAUUAUAUUAAAAAAGUAUGCCGCCAAGGAAAGCAACAAAACGGCCAGCUCACAAUUCUGCAAAAGGCCCACGAGAGCCAAAACAGAUAAGGAAAAAACAAGAAUUAGUUGUGAAACCUGAUUUACGACAAUCUGCGACUGGCGGCGUAUUAUUAGUAUUUGGACAAGGCGAUGUUGGACAACUAGGUUUAGGAGAAGAAGUUGUUGAAAAAACACGACCAGCAGUUGUACCUGGAUAUCAAGAUAUAAUAUCUGUAGCAGCUGGUGGUAUGCACAAUGUGUGCCUAAGACAAACCGGAGAAGUAUUAACAUUUGGAUGCAAUGACGAAGGAGCAUUGGGACGAGAUACAUCUAAAGAUGGUUCUGAAACUGAACCAGGUUCCGUUGAAUUACCAAAUAAAGCUAUUCAAGUGACAGCUGGAGAUUCUCAUAGUGCUGCUUUAUUAGAAGAUGGACGAGUUUUUGCGUGGGGCUCUUUUAGGGAUUCUCAUGGUACUAUGGGUCUAACAUUAAAAGGAAAUGAACGAUUUCCAAUAGAAAUACUGCCUAAUGUAAACGUAGUUAAAAUAGCAUCUGGUGCUGAUCAUUUAGUGUUACUUGAUAAAAAUGGACAUGUAUAUACAUGCGGUUGUGGAGAACAAGGUCAAUUGGGACGAGUAGCUGCCAGAACAGCUAGUAGAAAUACCCGUCAUGGUAUGGGUCCUUUAUUAACUCCUGGUUUAGUUGAAUUUAAAGUUACUAAGAAAUUAGAAUUUGAUGACAUUUGGGCUGGAACAUAUUGUACAUUUGCUAAAGAAUAUCAAAAGGGAGAUAUAUAUGUAUUUGGAUUAAAUAAUUAUUAUCAAAUUGGCUUAAAAGAUCCUGUAACUCAUUUUCAUCCACAAGUUUCAAAAACAUUUAGUGGAAAAGUUUGGAGGCAUAUUAGCAGUGGGCAACAUCAUACUAUUGCCUUAGAUGAUUCUGGUCAAGUAUUUGUUAUGGGCCGUAAAGAAUAUGGACGUCUUGGACUUGGUUCUAAUUGUUUGGAUGCAAAAGAAUUAACACUAGUUCCUAAUUUAAGUUCCUUUAAAUGUAUUGAUGUUGCAGCAGGCAGUGCCCAAUCUUUUGCUGUCACUGAAUUAGGAGAUUUAUAUUCGUGGGGUAUGGGUUCAAGUGGCCAGCUAGGUACGGGAGAAGAAGAGGAUGUUGAAGAACCUACACUAGUCAAAGGAAAACAAUUGGAAGGAAAAACAGUAGUACGAGUCGCGGGUGGAGGUCAACAUACAUUAACAUUAGCAACAAUCCAUCCAAUGAAAGAAAAAACAGCUGGUUAAUAUUAAAUGACUUGUUAGAUAUAAAUUUAAAGUGUUUCAUAUAUGUGAUAAUAAUUUGGACAACGAAGGGAAAAAAAGGAAUUAAUGAUUUCUAUUCUCCUUGAACAAAAAUUACAUUGAAGGAGAAACUAACAAAUAACAAAACUAAUUCUGAAGAUGUAUCGUAAUUUCAAUAGUAAGACGAUACUUAUAUUUGUACAUAAUUUUUUUGUGCUAAAAAAAAUUGCAUCAUUGUGUUUAUAUAAUUAAUAUAUCGACUGAUUUUUUGAUUGCAUUGUUAUUUUUUCUACUUGAUUGUAUUAUGAUGAAAUAAAACACUUUUCUACUUGUGAAUUAUAUAUUAUUAAAAAAAUGUAUCUUUGUUAUAUAGACCUGAAUUAAGUUUUAUUACUUAUAUUAAUGUUUCAAAAUAUUAAGUAUUUAAUUAAUUCUGAAUCAUAUUUAAAUUUUAUUCAUAUUGUAUAAUUAAAUACAGAAUAAAGAUGUUAUUAUAAUUUAUUCUAUGUUUUUAAAAAUUGUUUAAUCUUAUAAUAAAUAUAA